This is a messenger RNA of Anopheles maculipalpis, 339 nucleotides long. RefSeq names its product 40S ribosomal protein S28 (gene RpS28b). Gene Ontology annotation, biological process: ribosomal small subunit assembly; translation; maturation of SSU-rRNA. The transcript has a single exon. Bases 97 to 294 code for a protein of 65 amino acids. Gene Ontology annotation, cellular component: ribosome; cytosolic small ribosomal subunit. Gene Ontology annotation, molecular function: structural constituent of ribosome. NCBI's taxonomy places the organism in Eukaryota, Metazoa, Arthropoda, Insecta, Diptera, Culicidae. The record is from RefSeq and is a predicted model, not a curated record.
AUGCCAAAUUUCUUUCUUUCUCGUGUUUUGCCCCAAGCAGAUCGCUUGUACGGAAAUCGGUGAAAAUUUCCGAAAUUUGUUCAUACAUAACUCACCAUGGACAAAACAUUUGUGCUCGCACGCGUUACCAAGGUUCUGGGCCGCACCGGAUCGCAGGGACAGUGUACCCAGGUGAAGGUUGAGUUCCUGAACGAGCAAAAUCGACAGAUCAUCCGCAAUGUGAAGGGUCCCGUCCGCGAGGGCGACAUUCUGACCCUGCUGGAAUCGGAACGUGAGGCAAGAAGACUCCGGUAAACUCGCUCCAACUUCGCAAUGCCUUCCAGGGACGGGAUGCAUUUU